Molecule: messenger RNA, 438 nt
Organism: Fraxinus pennsylvanica
Lineage: Eukaryota; Viridiplantae; Streptophyta; Magnoliopsida; Lamiales; Oleaceae
Source: the annotation of a GenBank genome assembly
AUGGCUGAAAGAAGAAGAGCUAAUCCUCAACAGAAUCUCCAUCAAAGCGAUCCAAAUCGACUCGGCCCCGAACGAGAUCACGCCCCAAAUGGAAAAGGCCACUUCUCUAAAAAAUCCUGGAUCCCAUCACUCUGUUCUCUAGUUUGUUCACUGGGUAUAAUCUGGGCUAUUUGGUAUAAAACCGAUGUCGAAUCCCACUUGGAGAAGCUACUGGAAAGAGAAAAAGAGGAUGGACAAUUGUUAGCUAAGUGUGUGGAAGAGUUGAAGAAAAAAGGUGUGGAAUUCGAUUUGCUAAAAGAGGUUGAUACUCUUAGGAGAGCCAAGAGUUUGCGGGUCAAGUCGAAGGCAGUCCGAAGAUGGUCAAGUAGGGAUUUUGUGCCUGUUUUUCUUCACUGUUUCUUGCUUUGUUCUUGGAUUCACAAGGGUUAUUUUGUAUAG